Messenger RNA from Microtus oregoni (creeping vole), 2942 nucleotides. Its product is annotated as nectin-4. Gene Ontology annotation, cellular component: adherens junction. Lineage: Eukaryota; Metazoa; Chordata; Mammalia; Rodentia; Cricetidae. The record is from RefSeq and is a predicted model, not a curated record. The transcript is spliced from 9 exons. Gene Ontology annotation, biological process: symbiont entry into host cell; heterophilic cell-cell adhesion; homophilic cell-cell adhesion. The coding region runs from base 1 to 1527 and encodes 508 amino acids.
AUGCCCCUGUCCCUGGGAGCCGAGAUGUGGGGCCUUGAAGCCUGGCUGCUGCUGUUGUUCCUGGCAUCGUUUACAGGCCGAUGCCCGGCGGGUGAGCUGGAGACCUCGGACUUAGUGACGGUGGUGCUGGGCCAGGACGCAAAAUUGCCCUGCUUCUACCGAGGGGAUCCUGACGAGCAGGUGGGGCAAGUGGCGUGGGCUCGGGUGGACCCAAACGAGGGCACCCGGGAGCUGGCCCUACUGCACUCCAAAUAUGGGCUUCAUGUGAGCCCCGCCUAUGAGGACCGCGUGGAGCAACCACCGCCCCCACGAGACCCUCUGGACGGCUCCGUGCUCCUGCGCAACGCUGUGCAAGCAGAUGAGGGCGAGUACGAGUGCAGAGUCAGCACUUUCCCCGCCGGCAGCUUCCAGGCACGGAUGCGGCUCCGCGUUCUGGUGCCUCCCCUGCCUUCACUGAAUCCUGGUCCACCACUAGAAGAGGGCCAGGGCCUGACGCUGGCAGCCUCUUGCACUGCCGAGGGCAGCCCAGCUCCCACCGUGACCUGGGACACAGAAGUCAAAGGUACUCAGGCCAGCCGCUCCUUCAAGCACUCCCGCUCAGCUGCCGUCACGUCAGAGUUCCACCUGGUGCCUAGCCGAAGCAUGAAUGGGCAGCCACUUACCUGUGUGGUGUCUCACCCUGGCCUGCUCCAGGACCAGAGAAUCACCCACACCCUCCAAGUGGCCUUCCUUGCAGAGGCCUCUGUGAGGGGCCUUGAGGACCAAAACUUGUGGCAUGUUGGCCGAGAAGGAGCUACACUCAAGUGCCUGAGUGAAGGACAGCCCCCUCCCUCAUUCAACUGGACGCGGCUGGAUGGACCUCUGCCUAGCGGGGUGCGAGUGAAGGGGGACACUCUGGGCUUUCCCCCACUGACCACUGAGCACAGUGGCAUCUACGUCUGCCAUGUCAGCAAUGAACUUUCUUCGAGGGACUCUCAGGUCACCGUGGAGGUUCUUGACCCUCAAGAUUCAGGAAAGCAAGUGGACCUAGUGUCGGCCUCAGUGGUGGUAGUGGGCGUGAUUGCUGCAUUCUUGUUCUGCCUCCUGGUGGUGGUGGUGGUACUCAUGUCCCGGUAUCACCGACGGAAAGCACAGCAGAUGACCCAGAAAUAUGAGGAGGAACUGACUCUGACCAGGGAGAACUCCAUCCGAAGGCUGCAUUCUCAUCAUACAGACCCCAGGAGCCAGCCGGAGGAGAGUGUAGGGCUGAGAGCGGAGGGCCACCCCGAUAGUCUCAAGGACAACAGUAGCUGCUCUGUGAUGAGUGAAGAGCCAGAGGGCCGUAGCUACUCCACGUUGACCACAGUGAGGGAGAUUGAAACACAGACUGAACUACUGUCUCCGGGCUCUGGGCGGACAGAAGAGGAGGAGGAUCAGGAUGAAGGCAUCAAACAGGCCAUGAACCAUUUUGUUCAGGAGAAUGGGACCCUGAGGGCCAAACCCACAGGCAAUGGCAUCUACAUCAACGGGCGAGGGCACCUGGUCUGACCCAGGCCAGCCUCCCUCCCUAGGCCUGGUUUCUUCUGCUUCCAUGGGGGAUUUCAACUCUUCUUAGGGGAACCCUCCUUAAAAGCCUGCAUUUCUUUAGGAAGAUACUUCCCACCCCACUGACUGCUCCACUUUUACCUCCAAUCCUGGUCAUCAGGAGGGUCCACUGAUUGAGUGUCUCCUAUUUGUAUGUGUGUGUGUGUGUGUGCGUGUGUGUGUGUGCGUGCGCGCGUGUGCGUGGCAUGCAUUGUGCUGUCAUGUUAAGAGUCCCAGCGAAUGGUAUGUGUACCACAGGAUUUGUGGCUGUGCACAGAACAUUGCUAGGGUGUGGCUCGUGCCUAGCAUGCCUCAUGUGUGACCUCUGCCUGCAGACGCAGGUAUUAUCCUCAGACCCCAGAGCAGUAUUAGUGAUGCAGAGGUUGGAAGGGAGACGUGGAGACUGUGGGCCAGAUCCAGGUGUGCGGGCAUAGCUGGAGCUAGAAUCUGACCUCCAAAGUCGGGGAGCUGUGUUCCCACCCUUGGGGGGCAAGUGUGAAGCAGGCCUCCAGGGGUCUGCCAGAGGCUUGAACUGUUACAGAAGCCCUCUGCCCUCUGGUGGCCUGUGGGCCUGCUGCACAUACACACCAUACUGUCUGUAAAUUAACCUCCAAGGGAGCCUCCUGAGGUCCCCUCAGGCUCCCUUAGUAAGAGAAAAAGAAACUUAAAAAACAAACAAACAAACAAAACCCUUUUUGUUACUGUGCAUGCUUCUUGCUGGGCUUAAGCAAGGCCAGCCCACAUAGGCAUCAACAAGACUGUUUAGCAGACCCCACAGCAGGAGCUAAUUCUUAUGGUUCUGGAAAGUUCUCCUCCUAGGGCAUCUUCACCCAAAGAGGCUCUGGGGAGGAAACUGACAGCUGGCGGAGUCUGGAACCAGUGGUGUGAGGUAUAAACACGGGGAGAAGAGGGUAGAGAUAGGGUGUUUGGCUCCCAUGGCCCUUCAAAUCUUCCCCGAGUUGUGUCCACAGUUCAAACCUUCACAGAGUUGGGACCUGGUGUCCAGGGCCCCUGGUUCAGUUGUGUAGAGGGCAGAGGGUAGCAAGGGAAGGGAGAAGUUCAGGGGAGGUUUGAGCUGCUGUGGGCGAGGGUGAUAAUAGCUCCUUCCCCAGGGUUUCUGAGUCAUUAAUUUGGGGCUCUUCUGGCGUUUUCUAUGUGUGGGGCUUGGGAUUAGAUGUUUUUCUUUAGCCUGCCCAAACCUACUCAGCCAGAAUACUGAGAUUUACUAUUCCAACCUUGUUUGGCCUGCAGUCUGGUCUGACGGAGAGGCUUUCAUCUCAUUCCCAUGGACUUGUGGACCCCAAGGAUCUGGGGUCCUAGUAUGUAUAUUUUAUGUAAAUAUAUGUAUAUUUGUACAUAAAAUGAUAUUCUGUUUUUAA